AUGGCUCGAGGCCCCCUUUGCUUCAGGUUCGAGUCACGGCUGACAUCUGGGUCUGCAGGCAACCACGACAUCACGCUCGACCAGGAGUUUUACUCCCAGCACGGCCACUCCUUCCACAACCAAGAUCCGCAGUCCCCAGAAUCCUGCCUCUCCCUCCUGACGUCCUCCCCCUCCAUCACGUACCUCACCCACAGCGCCACGACCGUUCGACUCACAUCGCCGCGCGGCCCACGCACCACGUUUAAAGUCUUCGGCUCGCCGCACGCGCCUCGCCACGGCCGCUGGGCCUUCUACUACGACGCGGAGGACACGCCCGCCGCGACGGCGCUGUGGGACGCAGUCCCGCCGGACGCGGACGUGGUGGUGACGCACACGCCGCCCCGGGGGCACCGCGACGAGACGCCGGAGCGGCGGAUGGGCGGGUGCGAGGCCUUAAGGAGGGCGCUUUGGCGCGUGCGGCCGCGCCUCGCCGUGUGUGGACACAUUCACGACGGUAGGGGCGCGGAGAGGGUGACGUGGGAUCUGGGGAGUGAGUUCGCGGAGAGGCAGACGGUGCCGUGGAGGGACCCUGCCGAGGGGAACAAGAAGGUGAGCUUGGUGGACCUCACGGGGAAGCACGCGCCGGCCCUCGACAACGACGGGUCGCGGGCGUCAAGUGGCGAGUCACGAGAUGAGGAGGACUCGGGCGAGAGUGUGAGUGUCGAGGCGUUGGGGAGAUGGGGUCGGCGGGAGACGUGCAUCGUCAACGCGGCCAUCAUGAAGAGCAGGUACCCGCACGUCGGGGGCAAGGAGUUCUACAAGCCCAUCGUCGUGGACGUGGACUUGCCCGUGUGGGAAGAGCGGAUCAGUAGCGGAUGA
Molecule: messenger RNA, 858 nt
Organism: Purpureocillium lilacinum
Lineage: Eukaryota; Fungi; Ascomycota; Sordariomycetes; Hypocreales; Ophiocordycipitaceae
Source: RefSeq, a predicted model, not a curated record